Molecule: messenger RNA, 1580 nt
Organism: Dioscorea cayenensis subsp. rotundata (Guinea yam)
Lineage: Eukaryota; Viridiplantae; Streptophyta; Magnoliopsida; Dioscoreales; Dioscoreaceae
Product: probable WRKY transcription factor 38
Exons: 3
Coding region: 136-1044 (302 amino acids)
Biological process (GO): regulation of DNA-templated transcription
Molecular function (GO): sequence-specific DNA binding; DNA-binding transcription factor activity
Source: RefSeq, a predicted model, not a curated record
GAGAGAGAGAGAGAGAGAACUCGAACACAUGCAACAAGCACAAACACAAUCCAUAGAGAAAAGACUGAUCAAGAACAUCAAUCAGUGGAAUUUGGGAAAAGUGCAUUAAUUAUAUAGAGUUUAAUUUGCAAGAAGAUGAUGAUGGGAGCUAUGGAGAAACCUUUGAUCAUGGCAAACAACGCAUUUGGUGAAACAGAGAUGGCUAUCCAAGAGAUCACUAGAGGCUACCAGCUUACUAAACAAAUUCAGUCCAUGGUCUCAAAACUCGGCGGUGAGCCGGCGCCGUUGCAGCUUCCCGGUGUCCUCUUUGAUGAGGUACUUCAAGCUUUGACCAUGGCUUUAACAAAUCUCAAGUCAACUACUUCAAGCUCUGUUUGCCUGAUCAGUGAUGAUCACAGGACUAACACUUCAAUUGAGAUCAAGAGUGGAUCUAGAAAAAGGAGAAAAGUGAUUCCAUGGACAAAAGUUACUUAUGCUCCCCAUGAUGAUGGUUACCAGUGGAGGAAGUAUGGGCAGAAGAACAUACAGAAGUCCAAGAGUUCAAGAAGUUAUUACAGAUGCACUUACAAAGAUGAAGGGUGCCGAGCAACAAAGCAUGUUGAAGAGAAGGAUUGCAAUGAUCCACAUUUGUUCUCGGUCACUUACUAUGAGAAUCACACAUGCAGAGCCAAUAGUGAUCCCAUCAUCACCACUCCAGAAAUCGAACUAGAUCAACUUCUUCCAAAAGAGCCAAACUUGUUUAGCUUUGAAUCAAAUGACAAUAUGUUCUCAUCCCUCAAAGUAUCAGGAACUCAACAAAGCGUUAAUGAACAAGAAAGAUCAGUUGACCUUCAAAACAUACACAAUAUUAAUGAUAAAGCAUCAAUUGAAUCAGUGGCAAACAGUGAAGAUUGCUUGGGGCCUAUUUUUGAGGCUUGCAGUGAGGGUGAAGGUAUACCCACAAGUGCAUGCCUGUCGCCACCUUGGGAAGUUAUGAGCAUGGAUUUCUUGGUCCAGUACUCUUCCUUUGGAUACGAUGAUAUUUUUGGCUUUCCGUGUUUCUAAUUAUAUUAAUGGAGUUCUGAUUAGCAAAUAUAUAAGUCAAAAUAAUGGGGGUUUAAUUACUAUCAUUUGAUGUGAAAAACUUUUUAAACCUACAUUAAUUACGAAGACUUAUUUUUGAGAUCGAGUCUCGCUUGAUUGGGAACCAACAUUAGGAACUCAAUGCUUUUGGGUUUUUUUUUGGGAUAACUAAGACUUUUUUUAAUGCUUUUGGGUUGGGAGCCAACAUUAGUAUAGUAUCAAUUAUUUUACACACACAGACACACAAACACUGUCACACACACACAGAUGGGUUGGGAGCCGAUUAGUAUAGUAUACAUUUAUUUCACACGCGCGCAGAGAGAGAGAGAGAGAGAGAGAGAGAGAGAGAGUAUUCUGAUACCAUGAAGUGAAUGUGUACGGUUGGCUAAUUAAUUUUUUAUUUUGCACAGGUUAUGAUUAUUAUCUUUGUUAUAUUUGUAAAAUAAAAAAUUAAGAGAGAAGGAGAGAGAGGAACAGCAGAGCAUUUUUCUCCUUCAAUUACCUCCCCCAAGCAAAAU